Schistocerca americana (American grasshopper) is the source of this 1330-nucleotide messenger RNA. RefSeq names its product phosphotriesterase-related protein. The record is from RefSeq and is a predicted model, not a curated record. Gene Ontology annotation, molecular function: zinc ion binding. The transcript has 7 exons. Gene Ontology annotation, biological process: catabolic process. Lineage: Eukaryota; Metazoa; Arthropoda; Insecta; Orthoptera; Acrididae. The coding region runs from base 130 to 1188 and encodes 352 amino acids.
AGGUGCACUGCGUACUAGUAGGAAAAGUUAUCACAAGACACAAACAAGGUCAUUGAGGCAAUAGGCUGCGUCACGUGGGGCUUUGAUAAGAGACAAUAUAGAAACGAACCUGCAAACGUUGGCAAGACGAUGACGUAUCAAAUCCAAACAGUUCGAGGACCAGUUCUACCUAACAAACUUGGAAUAACAUUGACCCAUGAGCACUUUUCUCUAACAUUUCAAAAGUUUUAUGUGGAGCCACCACAACAGUUGCAAAAUUAUUUGCAUGGUGGAAUUACUCUUGAAAAUGCUGGCGUUAUUAGACAAUAUCCUUACAGCAAUAAGUAUAAUCUCACAUUUGAUGACAAGGAAACACAUGCUGCUGUUCUCACAGAAAUGCAAAUGUUUAAUGAAUUUGGGGGAGGGACCAUUGUAGAGAAUACAUCACAUGGUCUUAACAGAAACAUACCUCUCAUGAUUGAAGUUUCACAGAAAACUGGCAUCCAUGUUGUAGCAGGCACUGGUUAUUAUGUGGCUGGACUUCAGCCACAGAGCACUCUACAGAUGUCUAUUGAAGAUCUGGCCAAUGUUAUGCAUAGUGAGCUCACAGAAGGUUGUUUUGAAGACAAAAGUGUUAGAUGUGGUUUCAUUGGGGAAGUCGGAUGUUCUUGGCCUCUGCAUGAAUUUGAGAAAAACGUUAUUAAAGCUACAGCUGAGGUUCAGAGCAGUCUAGACUGUCCUGUCAGCUUUCAUCCUGGCCGUCAUCCAAAAGCACCAUUUGAAAUAAUGCGACUGUUUGCAGAAGCUGGUGGUAAAGCUGGAAAAACAAUAAUGUCACACUUGGACAGGACAAUUCUAGAAACAGAAACUUUGCUGGAAUAUGCUUCACUUGGAUCAUAUCUACAACAAGAUCUUUUUGGGACUGAAUGCUCUUGGUAUCAGCUUGAACCAAACACUGAUAUGUUGUCUGAUGCUCAAAGAAUACAAAGGAUUGUUGAACUUAUUUCAAAUGGGUUAACAGAUCGCAUACUUAUGGCACAUGAUAUUCACACAAAACACCGACUGGUUAAAUUUGGAGGUCAUGGAUUUUCACACAUCAUAAAUAAUGUUAUACCCAAGAUGGAAAUAAAAGGCAUUGAAAGAGAAAAAAUAAAUCAGAUACUUAUGAAAAACCCCCAGACAUGGCUGUCAUCAAAAGUGAUAAGCUAAAGAAUAACUGGUUGAAAGUUGGUGCCAUAUUUCUGGAUAUAUAAUGCAGUUGUUAUGAAUAUAAAAUGUAGUAUAUUGUGAAACUGUGUAUUCAUGUGUACACAAAAUAAUUCAGCUUCAAAUAAAUGGAUGUCGUUUUUUA